This is a messenger RNA of Nelumbo nucifera (sacred lotus), 3534 nucleotides long. RefSeq lists its product as uncharacterized. The record is from RefSeq and is a predicted model, not a curated record. Lineage: Eukaryota; Viridiplantae; Streptophyta; Magnoliopsida; Proteales; Nelumbonaceae. Gene Ontology annotation, molecular function: protein kinase activity; ATP binding; protein binding. Gene Ontology annotation, biological process: protein phosphorylation.
AUGAGAGAAGCAUCAUUUGUUCUCUGCCUUCUAAUUCUAUCUCUUGUUUCCCUUGAAACUGCCGCACAGAAAGAAGCAGAAGCUUUGCUGAAAUGGAAAAACAGUUUAACUUAUUCUCAUUCUCUCACCUCAUGGUCCCUAACCAAUGGCAGGAAUCCUUGCAACUGGAUUGGAAUUCAAUGCAACAAAGUUGGGAGCAUUGUCAACAUAAACCUUGCCAACUCUAGUCUCAGUGGCACUUUGGACCAGUUCAACUUCUCUGCAUUCCCCAAUCUUACCUCUCUCAACCUCAACCUCAACGAUCUUGUUGGCUCAAUCCCAAAGCAAAUUGGAUCACUUGCAAAGCUCACAUUUCUUGAUCUGGGUAGCAACAAUUUCACACAUGCACUUCCAUCGGAGAUUGGGAAUCUCUCAGAGCUAAGGGUGCUUCGCCUCUACAACAAUUCACUCAUGGGUCCAAUUCCUUAUCAGCUUAGCAAUUUACAAAAGGUAUGGCAACUCCAUCUUGGUGGAAACUUCCUAGAGAAUCCAGAUCCUGUUCAGUUUAAGAGCAUCGUAUCAUUAACUGAACUGAGGCUCGAUACCAACAAUCUUAUCCUAGAUGUUCCCCCAUUUAUUUUUGAAUGUUCGGAGCUCAUUUUUCUGGACUUGUCAAGUAAUCAAUUCACUGGUUCGAUUCCUGUGCAACUCAUGAGUCUUAAGAAUCUUGAAUUCCUGAACCUGACUAAAAAUGCAUUUGAAGGGCCGAUUCCAGCAGAAAUCAAGAACCUUAAACACCUUCAAGAAUUGAAUCUAGGACUAAACAAGCUGAAUGGUACAAUACCAAAUGAGCUUGGCUAUUGCACCAACCUUACUUUCAUUGAUUUCUCAGAAAACAACCUUAGAGGUACCUUGCCUCUUUCAAUGACCUCCUUAACCAGAAUUACAGAGCUCGGAAUAUCCAGCAACAUGUUAUCAGGUGAACUCCAUCCAUAUUUCCUAACCAAUUGGACAGAACUCGUAUCUUUUCAAAUCCAUAAUAACUGCUUCAGUGGAGUAAUCCCUUCUCAAAUUGGAUCACUCCGUAAGCUAAAUUUCUUGUCCAUGUUCAGUAACAGAUUUUCAGGCACCCUUCCUUGGGAAAUUGGGAACUUGUUGAAUUUGAGCAAUCUUUUUUUGUCUGGCAACUUUUUUACUGGCCCAAUUCCUUCCAGCAUAGGAAACUUAUCUCAGCUUGUCAACAUAAGUCUCUCCAAGAACCAGUUCACUGGAACCCUUCCCCAUGAAAUAGGCAAGUUGGAAAGUCUACAGCUUCUUGAUCUGAGUGCAAACCAGCUGCAAGGAAACUUGCCUCCCACCAUAACCCGUUUGAAGAACCUGGUUUACUUCUAUGUUCAUUCUAACAACUUCUCUGGUAGUAUAUCUGAAGAUUUUGGACCCAUAUCUCUAAGGAAUGUGAGCUUCUCUUACAAUAAUUUCACAGGCAAGCUCCCUCCUCAAAUUUGUAGAGGAGGGCAGCUUAAAUACUUCACAGCUAGUGCAAACAGAUUUGUUGGAUCCAUCCCCCAAUGCCUUAACAACUGUACUGGCUUAACUAGAGUCCGUCUUGAGCAUAACCUUCUUGAUGGAUCCAUAAAUGAUAUAUUUGGUGUUUAUCCAGAGCUCACAUAUAUUGAUUUGGGUGAUAACCGAUUGUCUGGCGUCUUAUCAAACAAUUGGGUAGAGUGUUCUAGUCUCUGGUUCUUCCGUGUGUCUGGUAACAUGAUAUCAGGUCAAAUCCCAGGAGAGAUUGGAAGGUUGAAAUAUUUGCAAGAGCUUCAUCUCUCUUCAAAUCAACUAGAAGGAAACAUUCCUGUGGAACUUUUUAGUUCGGCUUCAUUUCUAUACAAACUGAACUUGAGUAACAAUCAGUUUUCUGGGAAGAUACCAGCAGAGAUAGAAAGGCUGUCAGUUCUACAAAUUCUGGAUUUGUCACAGAACAACUUAAGUGGGCCAAUCCCAGAGGAACUUGGAAAUUGUCAAAAAUUAAUAUCUCUAAAACUCGGUGUUAACAAGUUGAAUGGGACGAUUCCACUCCGGCUUGGGAAGCUAGUAACCUUACAAUCUAUGCUUGACCUCAGCCAGAAUUUACUCACUGGAGAGAUACCACCACAGCUUGGAAGCCUAACAUCUUUAGAAAAUCUCAAUCUUUCUAAUAAUAGGCUUUCUGGUUCCAUACCUUCAGCCCUGCAAGAUUUGAGGAGUCUUCAAUUUGUUGAUAUAUCAAAUAACAAUCUUGAGGGUCCACUUCCCAACAUUAAGGCCUUUCAAAAUGCUCCUCCCAAGGCAUUGGCAGGUAAUUCUGGUUUAUGCGGCACAAAAGCACAAGGUUUGCCACCUUGUAGUAGUAGUAAUACUUCUACAAACAAGAACAAAAGCAGUGGACAGAAGAAACUGAUAUUGUCGAUAACCAUACCUCUCGCUGUAGUUAUCAUAAUUCUGUUGAUUUUAUUUGGAAUUUUCAUCCGCCAUUAUACAUCCAAGGACAAAUAUGAUGAUGAUGAAGAAGAAGAAGGCCUUGGUUUAGUGGGAAAAAAAUCAUUUUCAGUAUGGAACUACGAUGGGAAAUUGGCUUUCAAGGAUAUAGUAAUGGCCACUGAAAAUUUCAAUGAGACAUACUGUAUAGGGAAGGGAGGACAAGGAAGUGUAUAUAAAGUAAAGCUUCCCAGUGGAGAUGUUGUUGCCGUAAAGCGUCUGCAUUCAUCCGUAUCUGAUGAAAAUACAUCUCAAGGUGAUGACUGGAAAAAGAAUUUUGAGUCUGAAAUACGAGCUCUAACAGAAAUUCGACAUCGAAACAUUAUAAAGAUGCAUGGAUUCUGCUUAAACAAGGGGUUUAUGUUUAUAGUGUACGAGUACCUGGAGAGGGGAAGCUUGGGCAGUUUCCUAAAUGAUGAGAAAGAAGCAAGGCUCUUGGACUGGGAGAAGAGGGUGAAUGUUAUUAAAGGGUUGGCUCAUGCUUUGUCCUACUUGCACCAUGACUGCUUGCCACCCAUUGUGCACCGGGAUGUAUCAGGGAAUAACAUUUUAUUGGGUUCAGAGUUUGAGCCCAAGCUCUCUGAUUUUGGGACGGCGAGGAUGCUCAGAGCCGGGGAGUCUAACUGGACUGUACCAGCUGGUUCAUAUGGCUACAUUGCUCCAGAAGUCGCUACUACAAUGAAGGUGAGAGAGAAGUGCGACGUGUACAGUUUUGGAGUGGUGGCCUUAGAAGUAAUCAUGGGAAAGCACCCAGGAGAACUCCUUUCAUGCAUACAAUUAGAUGAAAGAUACGACCUCAACUUUGCAAGUGCAUUAAUAGACCAGCGACUACCACCUCCAGUUGGUAUUACGAUUGUGCAUGAAUUGAUAUUGGCGGUGGCCAUUGCCUUGACGUGCAUACAUGUAAAUCCUGAUACUCGACCCACAAUACUUGAGGUGUCCCGCCGGUUGUCGGCCAAUCUGAGUCCGUCCUAUUCCGAGCCUCUUCAUAUGCUCACACUACAGCAUUUGAAACAUCUUGCGCGAGGAAUAAUUCACUAA